Molecule: messenger RNA, 858 nt
Organism: Chlorella variabilis
Lineage: Eukaryota; Viridiplantae; Chlorophyta; Trebouxiophyceae; Chlorellales; Chlorellaceae
Exons: 6
Coding region: 1-858 (285 amino acids)
Source: RefSeq, a predicted model, not a curated record
AUGACGGUCUCCGCCCCCGCCGCUGCGUACCUGCGCUCGCCGUCGGGCCGCCGGCUGCUCGACUCGCAGUGCCAGACGUCGGUGGCGCUGUUCAAGCAGUCCUGGUCCACCUACCACAAGCUCCUGGAGGUCGACUUUCUGGAGCAUCGAGCCCUCUACGCCGCCCUGCGGCAGCUGCUGCUGCGCGAGGCAGCCUCCACCGCCGCCGGCGCCGCCGCCCCGCUGGCCAUGCUCGACCUCGGCUGCGGCGACGCGAUGCAGAUCGCGGGCUGCCUGCGGGAGUGCGGCGCGGGCGUGCCCGGGGGCGCCCUGCCCCUGGGCAGCUACACAGGCGUGGACAUGUCGGCGGCGGCGCUCCAGGCGGCAGCCGCGUACCUGGCGCCCGUCCUCCAACCCCACUGCUCUGUGGAGCUGGUUGAGCAAGACAUGAAGGAGUAUGUGGGGUCCUGCCCCGACCAGCGCUUCCACCUGGCCUUUGCCUCCUUUGCGGUGCACCACCUCAGCCUGGAGGGCAAGGCAGAGUUUGUCGCCCAGCCACAGAUACAGACAUCCUCCUGCUCCUGCCUGCGCUGCUCACCUGCAGGCGGGCUGUUUGUGGUGGUCGACAUCUUCCGGCGGGAGGGGGAGAGCCGGGAGCGGUUCAUGGAGCGGUACCGCGACAACAUCGCAGAGGCGGUGGCCAGGGGCAUCAUCGACGAGGAGGAGGCUGUGCCCAUCGUGGAGCACGUCACCAACCACGACUGGCCUGAGCAGCUGUCAGACUAUCGCGGGCUGGCGGCCGCCGCCGGCUUCGCCGCCGCUGAGUGCCUGGCGACCGACAGCAAGGAGUUUGGGCGGCUGGUGGUGCUGCGCAAGUGA